AUGAACAAUCUGGCUUCUCUUAUUCCCCGCUUCAAUGGAGAAGAUUAUGAUUAUUGGAGGCAUCAGAUGAAGGUACUGCUAAAAUCAUUUAAGUUAUGGAGUAUUGUUGAAGAUGGAUAUGAAGAGCCAGAAAACGAAGAGAGUCUAACUAGAGCAGAAAGCACUUCGUUGAAAGAAAAAAGAGAGAAAGACAGCAAGGCUCUCUUUCAGAUUUAUCAAACCAUUGAAGGACCAAUAUUUGAAAGAAUUGCAAAAGCAGAAACAUCCAAGCAAGCCUGGGAGAUGAUCCAAUCAGCAUAUAAAGGAGAAGAAAAGGUGAAAAAUGUACGUCCGCAAUCUUUAAGAGCAGAAUUUGAAAAAUUAGAAAUGAAGGAGAAUGAAAGCAUUUCAGACUAUUUCAAUAAAGUUACUUCUAUUGUGAAUCAAAUGGCUUCUAAUGGAGAAAUUUUAGAAGAUCAAAAGGUUGUUGAAAAAGUUCUUCAAAGCCUUCUAGAAAAAUUUGAUUUUGUUGUCGUUGCAGUAGAAGAAUCAAAAGAUUUAUCUACUGUUUCAAUAGAGGAGUUGUUUGGAAUUUUAAAAUCUCAUGAAUUUCGAGUAAAUAAAAGAACUCUUGCUUCAACCAGUCGAACUUCUGUUGAUCAAGCUCUUAAAUCACAAGUUGCAAAUACAGGAGGGCAAAAUUUCUCACGAGCUAAUUUUAGAGGAUGUGGCAGAGGAGACAAUAAUAGAGGAAGAGGAAGUCCAAGUAGAGAAGAUUCUUCAGUAAAAAAUAUAAAUCAACUAGAGAACACACCAUAA
Molecule: messenger RNA, 798 nt
Organism: Ziziphus jujuba (common jujube)
Lineage: Eukaryota; Viridiplantae; Streptophyta; Magnoliopsida; Rosales; Rhamnaceae
Exons: 1
Coding region: 1-798 (265 amino acids)
Source: RefSeq, a predicted model, not a curated record